GCUGUGGCACGGGUGCUGGUGGACCACUACUCCGGGGUCCACCUCCGUGAGGGCAAGUCCCUUGGAGGGUCGCGCCUAUCCAGCGGUGAGGAAGGCGACGAAAAUGACGAGGACUCCUGGUGGGAGGAGGACUCGUGGGAAGGCUAUCAACUUGAAGCCUAUCCCGCCGCAUCGUACCAUGACGACGACCCCGAGCUGGUACCCCAUGAGGACCAGGAUUACGAAGAGUACGAGCUCGAUGAGCCAGAGACCAUCGCUCUUAACUCUAAGGUCAUGCCAUCCAGCUGCAAUUGGCGGCCAAUGCAGCCUUUGGGAAGGUCAAAGGUAAAGGCAAGCGCGAAGAGCAAGUGCCUUGGCUGCGGUGGCACCGGACAUUGGGCCGGUGACCCAGAAUGCAAGUUCCCGAACGGGAAUGGUAGCGGAGGUGGAAAACCCCGUGCCCAUGUUGCCAUUAUUCAAGACAGUUCUUCUGACGGUUUGCGUAUUGCAGCAGCAGCCGGUUCGCGCACAAGCUUUGUGGUGAACGAACGCCAACCUUUGCCACCUCAUCCGGGGCAAGGUUCUGGGCGACCAAAAUCCGCGCCAAUCGCAGCCCCUAGCUCGCGACCUUCGGGCGCGAGAGGAUCAGCAGACACUGCUAUGCCAAUGGUCAUGGCAGGAGGUGAUCGGAAGUUCUAUCUUGGUCAAUUCCAGGGUAAGACUUACCACGAAUUGGCGCAGAAUAUUAGCCACAUAGCUUGGGCUAAGCAACAAGUAACACCGUCGAAGCAACUCCAAGAUUUCUUAACUUGGUUCGAUAGGUGCUACGUGAUUACGGGUGGAGCCGUUGAGCUAAGAGCCUCUCUAGGAAUUCCAGAGGGCACUUACCAGCCCCGAUCUAAGCCGACGGGUGGUAAGAAGGUUCCGCCGAACCCUCCUCUCGAGCAGAAGUGCCGAGAAUGCAGGGAUUUCUCCUAUGCAGGAUCUAGCGGAAACUAUGUGCAGAAGACCUGCCGCGAUUGCAGUCACAAAACUAAGGAGAAGCGAGAGCUCGUCCUUACGCAUGAUCCUGCGACAUGCCCCCAUAGCAUCACAGACACAGAUCAUCGGGGUAGCUCACGUAGCACCCAUCGCACUUUCUGCAAGCAGUGCGGGACAUUCAUAGAGGAAGUCCCGGGCGACUUUCACAAAGAGCGCCGGAACGCUGCAGAACAAGUCCUCAAUGCAACCCUAUAA
Messenger RNA from Symbiodinium pilosum, 1215 nucleotides. Lineage: Eukaryota; Dinophyceae; Suessiales; Symbiodiniaceae. The record is from the annotation of a GenBank genome assembly.